AUGGGUGAACCUUCAAUUCGCCCAUCUUUUUCAAAUAUGCAACCUGGGCAAAGAAAAAUUCCCCAAAAAAUUUUUUGGGUAACCCCAGCGAUUGCGGAAUUAUUCGAUCGCGAAUAUUAUCUCCUUGUUUUAAGUCGAGAAUUUAUUUUUUAUUUGAUUUUCUUUUUUUGUGUCUCUUUCGCUGCUUUCGCAAAACUCGAUUUUAUGUCGUAUUAUUUAACGCACGCUGUAAGAUCGCAAUUAAUUCAGGAAGAUUUCAAAACGGAUUCAAAUAAAUUCAUUCGUUUUAACGAUAUCACCACAAUUAAUCAUUUCUAUGAUUAUCUCGAUGAAUUGGUUGUGAAAAAAAUCUUUAUCGGUUCAUUUUCUUCGUUAGAAUUUCCCUCGGCAAAUAAUCAAACGGACAGAGGUCUUUUGUAUUAUAAUAAAAUUUUGGGGCAACCAACAUUGCGUCAAGUAACUGCUAAAAAUAGUUCUUGCCAUCAAAUUUUUUCUGAAUAUUUUAAACUUUGUUAUCUUGAUUAUUCUGAUUGGACCAAAAGCAAGGAAAAUUUAAACUCUAAAGAGUUUGCAUAUAAAUAUCGACCACAAUAUAAAAUUAAAAACGAAACGAAAAUGGUGGGAACGCAAGCGAUUUCUUAUUGGGGAAAACUCGCUUUUUACGAAGCUGGAGGUUAUCAAAAACGGAUGGGGAUUUCUCGGGAACAAUUCAAAGAAAAUAUUGAACUUUUAAGAGCUUCCUCUUGGUAUAGACCAGAAACGAGGGCGAUUUUUUUUGAUGUCCAAUUUUAUAAUCAACACGUUGAUCUAUUUACAGUUGUUAAGUUAAUUUUUGAAACUCCACCAACGGGUCAAUUAAUACCAACAGCGAGUAUAACUACAUUUCAAUGUGAAAAAGAAUACACCAACAAACUACAAAGAUUAGCCGAUGGUUGCAUGAUUGUGUACAGUUUAUUUAUUUUGUAUUUUCUUUGCGAAGAAUUUCGACAAAUUUAUUUUUUUAAAUGGGCUUAUUUAGGAAUGUUUUGGAUUUAUGUUAAUUGGAUUAUUUUGAUA
This is a messenger RNA of Onthophagus taurus, 1056 nucleotides long. The record is from RefSeq and is a predicted model, not a curated record. Lineage: Eukaryota; Metazoa; Arthropoda; Insecta; Coleoptera; Scarabaeidae.